Messenger RNA from Pezoporus flaviventris, 5286 nucleotides. It is a transcript of the gene PISD, whose product is annotated as phosphatidylserine decarboxylase. Lineage: Eukaryota; Metazoa; Chordata; Aves; Psittaciformes; Psittacidae. Gene Ontology annotation, biological process: phosphatidylethanolamine biosynthetic process. The record is from RefSeq and is a predicted model, not a curated record. Gene Ontology annotation, cellular component: mitochondrion. Gene Ontology annotation, molecular function: phosphatidylserine decarboxylase activity. Bases 1515 to 2786 code for a protein of 423 amino acids. The transcript is spliced from 7 exons.
ACAGACACUCCAGAGGUGUUUCUAGGGAAUAUCUGUAAUAUUUAGCAUUGAAGGUCAGGCAAAAUAUGAAAUUCUUUCUAGAAUAUUCCCCUUUUGAGGAAAUGGGGAAUUUUCCUUGCAAGGAAAUUGGAGUGGGGUGCCAUUAGCUAGUUAAUUCUAGCUUUUCCUGCUGGCCCUCCCACAUCUCCAGCCUUGUCUCUAAUACAAUACAACCCUUGCCCUCACAUCAGCCCACCAGUGCUCUUUUGGACCCACUCUACUGGGCAUAUAGAUUCCAUGGUGUUUAGAGAGCUUUGCAAACAAGGAAAUCCUAAUUCUUUUUUUUUUUUUAAGCCAGCCUUCAAAGAUAACAGAAGUGAAACAGCCACUGGAGAGCCAGCCCCUGAGCUGGUCUGGGUGUUUGGUCUAGUCUUGAGGCAGGAUGUAGCUAGCUGGCCAGCAGUUUCUGAACCAGGGCUCUGCUUUCAGGCUCCCUUAACAAUCCAAAUCCAGUCACAGAAAGGUGCAGAAAAUCCAUGUUUGAGAUGUGGUCUGCAGGGUCAAAGGGGGAAAUUUCCCUCUGUAUACUCAGAAUACUCAGAUAGAAAUACUGCAGCCUUUUGUCUGUUUUUAAAAACAAACCAACCCAAAACUUCCUGUACUCGGGUUUUGUAUUUUAGUUCUACUGGAUGUAAAAAUGUGACAAUACUGAUUGCCACAUAAUAGGCACUUUAACACUUCUUUCAUACCAGAUUCUUAAGCUGGCCCUAAAUCUGGCUUGUUUCAUUGUUAUGUAUCUGGGUAUUUGUAGAGAAUGUCCUUUAUGGGCUCCUUAUGCAAGUCUUUUAAGAUGGAAAGAGACUUCAGGAGAUGGAUGUUGGUGUCUAGCAAGGGCUAUGCAACAGAAAUGUUCCUUUCCUUUCUGUUUUCUUCUUUCCAAGCUGGAUAUUAAGAGCAGGAAAGGAUUUUUGGGGCCCAGCAGUCCAGAACUCUUUUAGUGGUAGCUGCUGCACUGCAGAAUUGAAGCUGGGAAUUCUCUCCUCCUCUUCUCUAUGCCACUCCUCCUCUGAGCCUCGGAUUCAGGCUGGCGCUGGGUUAGCAGUGCAGGGCCAUCUGGCUGCUCCUCUGCCUGUGGUGCAUCUCUGCCUGGCAGCCUGGGACUGCAGGGUGGGCUUUGGAGACUGGAGUUUCAAUGGCAACCCCGACUAGCAAGGAGCAAGGACUGCUUAUACGGACAGCUCGUUUUUGUCUUGUGCAGAGUCAGCUUUGUAGUGGGAUGUUGAAAUAUGACACAAUGCCUGUUUGUUUGCAAUAGCUGCAACCCUCGUAGCAGAGAUUCAAGUGGGAAACAGAGGGGGAAUCAAGAGACAAACCAGCGGGGGAAUUGGGAACUGUGACGCCGUGGCCUCUCUCCUGUGCCGGAGCAAGCAAAGGGAAGAGAGGUAGAGGAAAAAAGACUGAGCCUUGCAACCAACCAUCACCCUGACGAUGUGUCAGUCAAACACCCUGCAGGGACCAGAUCUGCACACAGGGAAAUGGUGAGAUGCUAUAAAGCUUUAUCUAACCCUCCACCCUCUUGCUACAACCUCCACAAAGUUAAAAUUCAUGUCCGGAGGCUGCGUUCAGGGAACGGCGGCAGCAGCAGCUGUGCCGGGGACCAGCACCCACAGCUGGAGAGUCCAGGCCUGGCUGGCUCUGCCGGGGGUACACCAAAUAGGAGAACUCGCUUCAGGUUGCAAUUCCCCCAGCUGGCCCUGAGGCGAAGGUUGGGCCAGCUAAGCUGUAUGUCUAGGCCUGCUCUGAAACUCCGUUCUUGGCCUCUGACUAUUCUCUAUUACCUUCUGCCUUUCGGUGCUCUUAAGCCCUUGACCAGAGUGGGAUGGAGGCCUGUGAGCAGGGUUGCUCUGUACAAAUCGGUUCCGACUCGCCUGCUCUCGCGAGCCUGGGGUCGCCUGAACCAGGUGGAGCUGCCGACAUGGCUCCGGAAGCCUGUUUACAGCCUGUACAUCUGGACAUUUGGGGUGAACAUGAAGGAGGCAGCUGUUGAAGAUCUGCAUCACUACAGAAACCUCAGCGAGUUCUUCCGCAGGAAGCUGAAACCGCAAGCGCGGCCUGUCUGCUGUGUGCACAGUGUGAUCAGUCCCUCUGAUGGAAAGAUUCUUAAUUUUGGACAAGUAAAAAACUGUGAAGUGGAGCAAGUAAAAGGGGUUACUUAUUCCCUGGAAUCCUUCUUGGGACCUCGCAUCUCUACAGAGGAACUGCAUUUUAGCCAGGCCCCACCUGGUAACUCUUUUCAGCAACAACUAGUCACAAAGGAGGGGAAUGAGCUCUACCACUGUGUAAUCUACCUUGCACCAGGGGAUUAUCACUGCUUCCACUCCCCCACCGACUGGAGAGUGUCACACCGGCGCCAUUUCCCAGGCUCUCUGAUGUCUGUGAAUCCUGGAGUUGCUCGCUGGAUCAAGGAGCUGUUCUGCCACAAUGAACGGGUUGUCCUUACAGGUGACUGGAAACAUGGCUUCUUCUCUUUAACAGCUGUAGGAGCAACUAAUGUGGGCUCUAUUCGCAUCUACUUUGACCAGGACUUGCAUACCAACAGUCCUUCUUACUCUAAAGGUUCCUACAAUGACUUCAGCUUCAUAUCCAACAACAACAAGGAAGGGAUCCCCAUGAGGAAAGGGGAACAUUUAGGGGAAUUUAACUUAGGGUCUACAAUUGUACUCAUCUUUGAGGCACCCAAGGACUUCAAAUUCCACCUCAAAGCUGGACAGAAAAUCCGUUUUGGAGAAGCCCUGGGCUCUCUAUAGCAACUCUCAGCAAGGUGGUUUUCUACACAAAGGGACUCUUAUCACACCACGGAGUGUUUCAUUUAGCAAGUAUGUAUCACUCAGCAGGACCUGGGUGAGGAAAACUGAAGAAUGUCAUUGCUAUGUUAAUGAGAGUAUUUGAUGUACACUGACAUGCUGCUGAAUGCAGAAAGAGAAUUGAAUGACCAGAGGUGUAUCAGGUACAGCUGCCUUUAAAGAUGUUGGCCAUGGAGGUUUCAUGGAGGACCCACCCUGUGCCUGUAGUCUUUCAUGUUCUCCCCUCAAUGUGCCACAGGGUAAUUUUAUUCUUAAACCCUUUUAAGCCCUCCAAGGCUAUGCAGGUGCAAUGGGGAAGGGUAGAGAUUAGCUAUAUUUAAAGGGACAGUGACAGGCUGAGUCAGACCUUGCACCUGCAGUGUCUGGUUUUCAGACUUUGAAUAAAGAAUGUGUUCUCAUAUUUAUUUUAUUCUGACAUACUCUGAUGAAGCUUUUGAAUAAAGGCAGCUGUGAAUGUAGAGAGCCAAAUAGUUCAGGGGGCGAGUAUGGAUUCACAGUUCAGAUAUGCAAAAUGUAGACAGCAUCAGUACAAUAAAUCACACUCAUCCAGGUUUUCUACUGUUAGACAAUUCUUUUACCUGGCAUUGUCCCUUUAAAAAUGGACUUUCCACUGUAUUUUAAAUCUGAAAACACUGUGUCUACAUUCCAUGUGAUGAAACUGGUCAUCUUGGGAUUUUCUUUUAGAGAAGCAAGAGUGGACAAAGCUUUGUCCUCUUCCUAAUCUAUGGUUCUAUUUUUCUGAUCCAGGCCUUAAAGAUUUUGUUUGUAUGAGAGGCAGUACCGAUUAAGGUGUUAGAAGACAGGGAAUAUUUUUCCUUGUGUGAUGCAAUAAGGUAGCAGCCAAAAUGUUUUUAUUCCCUGCAAUGUAUCUUCAUUGUUGCUUUGUCACUAAAUGCUUGAAGAACUACUUUCUCUAUUUAGUGAACAGUUUCAGAUACUUCAGGACCAAUUCUUAUUGCACCGAGUGAAGUACAUCUAUGCACUGACUGUGUAUAAAGGUAUUAUGAAUCUUUGAAGCAAUCCCAGGUUGCCUCCCAGGUGCGAACCUGGCCAUCCUGUAAUGGACUGGCAACGAUUUCAUCUUGCUCAAAAGAUGACUCUGACUUUUGUCCUCAUGCUAGGAAUGUGCUGGGGACAAAGCUCUGUGCUGAAGCUUCAUCCUACAGCAGAACUUCAGAGCUUUCUUGUAACACCAUGUCAAGAAGAGUUUGAAAUCUUAACACUUUGGAGCUAUCAAAUGCGGCACUGACAGAAACUGGUGCCAAAGUGAAGAAGAGGCAUUGAGUUUUAAAUGUAUUAAUUGUUUUUAGAGAAUAAACUUGUUUCAGGCCCAGGCACUCAGACAUUUAAAACUGACUUUGCUGUCCAGAGCCUGUUGGAGUGGACAUGCCUUUCUGCUUUCUCAAAGAUUUCUCAUAUUACUUUCUCGCUUGAGCUAAUUUUCUGCUACUUUAAGGAGAUUGUAGGCUUUAACUAGCUCUGAUUUUCUAAGGGAAAACUUAUCUUCUUUGUAUGCACUGCAGAAAAUAGAAUAUAAUUUUGUUGUACAAAUGUCCAGUUUGCCAAGUCCUGUAUGCUUAGCUUGUCAUCAGGGAAGAUGGGAUGAUAAACUGCCUCCAAGUGAUGAAGCCCAUCCAUGACUUCAGUUAUGGUGGCUCGUUGGGUGACAAGCAGGAGAAAAUUCAUUUGGCUCCAGGAGUCAAUGUUUCCUCACUUUACAUGAGGAGGAGUUUGAAAGCUUGAAGUGGCUCUCAGCCACCUAUCUUGUUAAAUUUCUUGGCAUUAGCAAGUUUACUCCUGCAGCAGUAUGUUAUAUACAGGUUAUAGAAACGUGCACUUUUUAAACCGUUGCUAUUUAGAAAAGACUAAGGCCAACAUCAACCCAGAGGCUGAAGCUAUGACUACUAGCCUUUUAACUAAAUGGCAUGUUAACAGUAGAAGGCAAAUUUGUUCCAGUGGAUGACAGGAAAGACCACUGAAUCUUUUCCCCCUUUUCCACUGGGGCCUAUGCCACCCGGACACAGCCAAAGCAACUUUGAGCUUUAAUUUCUCCAUGCUCAGCAUCACCAUCCACAGUACGUGAAGGUUACUGUUAGCCUGGUAAUGGAGCACAGGUUACCUGGUGUGUGCUUUAUUAGAAACCUCAGGAGGAGAGGAUUCAGCAUGCAAGUGGCUGGUUUUGUGAUAAUCUUAAUACUGUGCAGAGCUAGCUGAUUAACAAACAACAUUUGUUAUGCAGUGGUCAGCAAUGCACCCUGGAAGUGAAAAAGCAAAGUUCCUAGAGGGUACUGAUAAUGCUGUGAAUUUCUCCUGCAUGGAGAAUCCAUUUAAUUCAACUGUAUCAGUAGCAUGCUAUUUUUGUAUGUCAAAGUGUAUGACUUACUGACAUGAACUCAUUUAAUUGCAAAGAUUUUGAAAUAAAGAGUCUUAUCAGUGUUGCUUA